AUGACCACAAAAAGAUCUUUCUGGAACAACCACAAAUUUGUCAUUCUAACCAUUAUUUCCGUUUUUUUCGGUAUUUCAAUUGGAAUCGCGUUACGAGUUCAAAAUGUGAGCCCUUUCGUGGAAACGUUGAUCUUUUUCCCUGGCGAGAUCUUCAUGCGAUUGCUAAAGUUACUCGUUUUACCGCUCGUUUGCGCCUCGUUGAUUUCAGCCCUGUCUCAACUAAAUCCGGAAACGGCGAAACAACUAGGCCUUAAAACUGUUCUUUACUACCUAUGCACAGCCUCUUUAGCCACAAUCAUUGGUUUAGCCUUAGUGAUAUUGAUUCAUCCAGGCGAUCCAUCGAUUAAGGCCGGGAAAGUUCUGAAAAGACCCGAAGAUUUAAGCCACGAGGCAAUUGAUAAUAUUUUGGAUGUGAUACGAAACCUGAUCCCAGAGAAUAUUAUCGGUGCAGCGACAAGGAGAUCGCAGACAAAAAUGGUGAAUGAAACGCUGACUGGGCCAUUGGUGAAACGAGUUGAUCAAGUUGAUGGACUGAAUAUCCUUGGGAUUAUUACCUUUUGUGCACUCAUUGGAAUCGGCACGUCUAAGGUUGGUGCCACGGGAGAACCGGUACGCCAAUUUUUCGCUAGUCUCGAAAAAAUCGUGCUUCUACUUAUUGAAGGAGCGAUGUGGUUUGCUCCAUUUGGCAUAAGCAGUCUUGUCGCGGCCAGCAUUUCCGAGGUUCACGAUUUGCUCUUGAUUUUACAGAUCCUUUCCGCUUACGUGGGAACGGUGCUCGCUGGGUUGACCAUCCACAUCUUCAUCGUUUUGCCUGUUUUUUAUUUUCUAGCCACUCGUAAAAACCCACUCUCAAUCAUGAAAGCUAUGCUGCCCGCGUUUAUGACCUCUUUGGGUACAGCUUCCAGUGGAGCGGCUCUACCAGUCGGUCUUCAAUGUAUGGAGGGAAAAGCUGAUGCAAGAGUUGUGAAAUUUGUUCUUCCUCUAGGCGCAUCGACGAAUAUGGAUGGAAACGCUCUCUACGAGGCGGUCGCUGCGAUCUUUAUCGCGCAAAUCAAUGGAAUCGACUUGUCGAUUCGUGAGCUAAUCACGAUCAGUAUCACUUCUACCCUUGCCUCGGCCGGUCUAAAUGCUGUACCGGCCGGACUCGUCUCGAUGCUCGUCAUUUUGGACACGGUUGGAUUACCUGUUUCUGAUAUCACACUCAUCGUGGCUGUCGAUUGGUUCUUGGAUCGCGUCCGAACCGCAAUUUGCACAAUGGCUGAUGGCCUUGUGGCUUCGGCUGUCGGGCAUAUGGUAAAUCUCGAUCCUCUCGAGGGAAACGAGUUAGAGCAGCUCAAUUUGACGCUGAGAGACGAAAAGGAUGAAUUUGUGGAUAUGUUGGUU
Messenger RNA from Mesorhabditis belari, 1383 nucleotides. NCBI's taxonomy places the organism in Eukaryota, Metazoa, Nematoda, Chromadorea, Rhabditida, Rhabditidae. The record is from the annotation of a GenBank genome assembly.